Molecule: messenger RNA, 426 nt
Organism: Marchantia polymorpha subsp. ruderalis
Lineage: Eukaryota; Viridiplantae; Streptophyta; Marchantiopsida; Marchantiales; Marchantiaceae
Source: the annotation of a GenBank genome assembly
GAAACGUUGAUGAGGACAUGGUGAGAUCACUGGUUUACAAAAGGUUGAUGAAAAACUGUCGUAAGAAACAAAGUGGUGGAAUCCGAUACAGAGCAAAGGCUCCUCAACUCGUGGACACAAGCAGGAGCUGUGCAGGACAUCUGCCUGGAUCUCCGGAGUUUUCCUGUGAGAAUCUGCGCAUUUCGGAACAGGGAUCGAAGAGGAAAGAGUGAUUCUCAACGUUUACGACAAUGACAAAGCACAGACUCGCAGAGGCUUACUCUAAUCAAACAAAAAGGUGAUUAGUUGCAGCACUACAAUGAACAGUUGAAGUGCAGGUGAAGUUGAACAUGUCGACCAUAUGCUCUUGGGGAAACAAAUCAUUGCUCUUUUGUCCCGAAACUUCGUUCCAUUGUUAUUCUUAUCAUCUAUGACAACACGUGAGCC